UGAAAUCAAACAUGCGCCUGCUCUGGUCUGGACUUAUAAUCAUUCUAGCUGUCUCUUCGCGUACGGCUACCGGCGAUCCUUUGGAUGUGUGCCUGAAGGAUCUGGGCUGUCUGCGGGGCACCCACAUGCCAGGAUAUCAGGGCGAGGAGUUUGAGGCCUUCAUGGGCAUACCAUUCGCAAAGCCUCCUGUGGAUUCCCUCCGACUCAGAAAUCCUGUGCCCUCUGGGGCCUGGGAGGGCAUCCUGGAUGCUGGCACAGCCAAGGAUGGUUGCCUGCAGAGGAACUUUUUUGGCGUAGAAUGGACCAUUAGGGGAGUGGAAGAUUGCCUCUACCUGAAUAUCUACAGGCCAAAGAAACGCGAUGGAAGUCCCUUGCCUGUCAUGAUAUACAUCCAUGCUGGGGGUUUCUUUAGCGGCACAGCCCAUCCGGUUGCCAGUGGACCCGAGUAUAUGAUGGACACGGAGCAGGUGAUAAUGGUCACCAUACCCUACCGCUUGGGUCCUUUAGGAUUCCUGAGCACUGGCGAUACGAAUAUGCCUGGAAAUUUCGCUUUAAAGGAUCAGCGCCUGGCCAUGCAGUGGGUGCAGCAGCACAUCGCAGACUUUGGAGGUGAUCCCCAGCUGGUGACAAUCUUUGGCCACAGUGCGGGAGGAAUGUCUGCCCACUAUCACAUGCUCAGCCCCAGCUCAAAGGGACUCUUUCACCGGGCCAUGUCCUUGGAUGGCACCAUUCUAUCAGCAGUCCUUCAGAUCAACAAGGAACCCUUGGCUCAGGCGAGAAAGCUGGCUGCUGUUGCUGGCAUCGAGGGGGCAGAGAGCUUGGACAGCAAGGAGCUGGCUCAAGCUCUGCGUGAGCUUGAUCCUGUUAAACUGCACAAGACUGUAGAUUCCCUAAAGGUCUGGGAUAACUUUCCCUUCAUCAGUAAUCCGCCGGUCGUCGAGCCUGUUGGAUGUCCAGAAGCCUUUUUCACCGAGGACCCGGUGAAGGCGCACCUCGAGGGACGCAUCAAUCAGGUGCCAUGGCUGCUGGGCGCUAAUUCAAGGGCCGGAGAGGGUUCUAUUGCCGUUCUGCAUCCUUUCGACGAUCGAAAACUACGGGCGGAGCUUAACGAGCGGUUCCUGGAGCAUUUUUCCCAUAUGCUGCAUUUGCCUGAUGGCACAUCGCCUCAGGUUGUCCGGGAGAUCUUAGACGCCUACGGAAUUGAGGGAGAGACGAUUAGCAAUGAUACACUUGUGCCGCUGGCCCAGAUCGCGGGCGACUUUAUCUUCUAUUAUCCACUUUUCGAGACGGCCUCCAGCUAUGCGAAAUACGCAGACCUAAAGGAGAAUCCGCUCUCCUUCUACUUUUUCGAGUACCGUGGAAUGCGCACUCUCUCGACUUUGUUUAGCGGUGCAUCGAUUGAGUACGGAGUGGGUGCAGCUCACAUGGACGAUGCUCUGCACACCAUACGGAUUCCAGCUAUUGUCGAGGACUAUCCCAAGGAUUCGGAGGAUGCAGAGGUCGUUAAACGGAUGACCUCGAUGAUGGUUGACUUUGCCAAGACAGGGAUCUUCCACAGUGGCACCGCCUGCCUGGCAUCGGAUUUCACGGAUCAGGAGAUGUGCAGCUAUGUCCAUUUUGGUGGCACUGUUGGGAGCUACCAGCAGGACAUCCAGAAGGACAGGAAAAUGGAGGGCUAUGCAAUAUGGAAGAAGUUAUUUUUCUGAAAAAGCAGAAACUAUUUUCAAGGUUAAUUGAAUGGUAGAGCCGCCAUGCGUAUAUCACUUAAUAUGUGGAAUUGUAACGGCCAUUGUAGUAUCAAAGAGGAGAGUCGAGAGACGCACUUUUGAUUCACAAUACAAAUACAUCACUUAACUGUAGCUCAAUGUCAA
Molecule: messenger RNA, 1871 nt
Organism: Drosophila guanche
Lineage: Eukaryota; Metazoa; Arthropoda; Insecta; Diptera; Drosophilidae
Product: esterase-6-like
Exons: 7
Coding region: 12-1706 (564 amino acids)
Source: RefSeq, a predicted model, not a curated record